Messenger RNA from Micromonas commoda, 1521 nucleotides. RefSeq lists its product with no specific name. Gene Ontology annotation, molecular function: oxidoreductase activity. The transcript has 2 exons. The record is from RefSeq and is a predicted model, not a curated record. The coding region runs from base 1 to 1521 and encodes 506 amino acids. Lineage: Eukaryota; Viridiplantae; Chlorophyta; Mamiellophyceae; Mamiellales; Mamiellaceae.
AUGGCGAGCCUCUCAGUUCUCGUGUGUGGUGGCGGUAACGCGGCACACGUCUUCGGCGGCCAGCUCGCCGCAAGGCACGUGAAUACGUGUCUCCUGACUACCUUUCCAGGCGAAGCAGAGAGACUGUCAGCAGGCGGCCUGAGCGACGACCAUCACGACAGAAGCCACCUGGGCUCACAGCGCGCACUCCGCGCCCCUCAUAUUACCGUCAAGAAUUGGCCAUUGGAUGACAGCGGCACAAAAUUUGGCAUCCUCCGUGGCUCACCGACGGUCUGUGCGUCCUUCGAGGAGGCUUUCAGGAACACCACCCGAUACGAUGCAAUUAUACUUGCGUUGCCUGCCUUCGCGCACGACACCUACCUCGCGGGUAUUGCGCCCUAUCUGAAGCUAGAGGACACGCGACACAAUCCCACGGUGAUCUGCGCGGCGGUUGCUCAAGGCGGGUUCGACCUAGCUGCGAGGGCUGCGUUAAACGAGGCUGAGGUCACUGCGCCGGUGGUUAUCGCGGGCUUUGAGACACUCCCCUGGGCAUGCCGCAUUCUGAGGCCCGGAAGAGAAGUUGAAGUGCUCGGCGCAAAGGAGACAGUGGACGUGGCCAUAUCAUUUUACCCAAAUCAAACGAAAGCGUCUGUCCAGAUCACCAUGGAGACGCUGCAAACAGUCGUCGGUCGAUGUCCCACAGUCAAACUCGCUUCGGGCUUCCUGGGUGUCACGUUGAUGGACAUCAACUGCUUGUGGCACCCAACGCUGAUGUACCACAGGUGGAGGGAUUGGGACGGCCAUGAUACUUUCACUGAGGCGCCCCUGCUUUACGAGGAAUGCAGUGACGAGGUCGGUGAGUCGCUGAUGGCAAUCUCAGAUGAAGUUGCAGCCGUCUGCAAAAAGAUCCGAAACACUUUCCCCGGUGUUCUGCUUGACGAUCUCUCCAGUGCACGAUCCUGCGUGGAAUGGUUUCUUCGCUCCUAUGGCGACGAGCCGGGGCUCGAUAAAAGUUCCGUCGCAACCAUGAUGAGGACCAAUCGAGCUUACCACGGCCUCCGUCACCCGAUGAAGCAUCGUGUGAAAUACGACGAACACGGAUCCGCAAUUCCGGAGGCCAACGCUCCGCUGGUCCCUGACUUCUCUCACAGGUACUUGACUGAGGACGUUCCCUUCGGGCUCGUGGUAUUGAGAGGCAUCGCCGAACUAGCCGGUGUCCCCACGCCGACUAUCGACAAGAUUUUGCUCUGGGCGCAGAAUGCAUCUGGUGUGCGAUACCUGGUCAGACGCACUAUAAAUUUGGAAGACGCGGAGGCUGACUUUGACCAAUCCGAGGCGAACACGUCGAACUUCACCUUACGCGGUGAGCAUGUCUUCCGCACGCGCUGCCCCCAAAGAUUCGGCUGGUUCGAGCUUAACCACUUCAUGGUUGACAAUGGAUACGUCACUUCUGCCUCCACAUCAAACACGGAAGGCACCUUGUUCGGUUCCACAAGGAAGACCUCUGCCACUGACAUUACCAAGUCUGCUGGCGCUGCAUGA